CAACAUAAUUACCCCUCCAUGCCCACACAACAACCCUCCCCGACUACGCUCUGUUUCUAUUUCUCUUCAACGAUCACAGAAUAUCCAAUGAGGAUUGUAUCACUUGAUAAUUAUAUGUUUGAAUCGUAUUUUCAACUAUCUCCCCGUUUCCUUUAAGCUCCUUCACAUUACAAGGCUGCCAAGCGCUACCACCCCAUCAGAUACCCCCAUAUAAAUCUUAAGCACCCUCGUCACUGCCCAAAUUAUGGCUGUUGGCAGUGUUCUUGUUACUGGCGGAACCGGUUACAUAGGCUCCUUUACUGCCCUGGCCCUACUCGAAGCCGGAUACAAAGUCGUCAUCGCAGAUAACUUGUACAAUUCCUCCGACGAAGCCAUCAAUCGCAUCGAGUUGAUCUGCGGCAGACGCCCAGGCUUUGUCAAGAUUGAUAUCACGAAUGAGGCGGAUCUAGACCGUGCCUUUGAGCAAUACCCAGACAUCGACAGCGUCAUCCACUUUGCGGCACUUAAAGCCGUUGGCGAAUCUGGCGAAAAGCCACUUGACUACUACUACGUCAACGUUUACGGAUCGAUAUGCCUCCUGCGCGCUAUGAAGCGACACAAUGUUACCAACAUUGUCUUCUCUAGCUCCGCCACCGUAUAUGGUGACGCUACCCGAUUUCCUAAUAUGAUACCUAUUCCUGAGGAGUGCCCCCUUGGCCCAACCAACCCAUACGGAAACACCAAAUUCGUUGUUGAGACCGCGAUUACGGACUUCAUCAACGCAGAGCGAAACAAUGCAAUCAAGGCAGGAAAGUUACAGGAGGCUGAGAAAUGGAAUGGCGCCCUGUUGAGAUAUUUCAACCCCGCAGGAGCACACCCAAGCGGAAUCAUGGGAGAGGAUCCCCAGGGGGUGCCCUAUAACUUGCUACCACUCUUGGCACAGGUAGCCACAGGAAAGAGAGAGAAGCUCCUUGUAUAUGGGGAUGACUACGCCUCCCAUGACGGCACAGCAAUCCGCGAUUACAUCCACAUCCUCGACUUGGCCGCUGGCCAUCUCCAAGCCCUCAAUUACCUGCGCGCAAACCAUCCUGGUGUGCGCGCCUGGAACCUUGGCACUGGCAAGGGAAGUACCGUUUUCCACAUGAUCAAAGCUUUCAGUGCCGCGGUGGGCCGCGAUCUCCCUUACGAAGUUGUUGGCCGUCGCGCUGGUGAUGUGCUGGACCUCACCGGUAAUCCAAGCCGCGCGAACCGCGAGCUUGGUUGGAAAGCGACUAGAACGCUAGAGGAGGCAUGUGAAGAUUUGUGGCGAUGGACGAAGAAUAAUCCGGCAGGAUAUAGGCAGCAGCCGCCGCAGGAUCUGCUGGAUAAGUUGAAGGAGGGAAAGUAAAUUGAAUUUUUUUGCUUAACUAGGAAGUUUUAAAUGAUAAACAACUUCCAUUUUCUUUUGCUCUUUGUAUACCGCUCGUCUCGUCACUUUGGAGAGAGCUAUGUGUGGCAAAUCGUAUGACUAUAUUUUCUUUCUUUUCGUUAGGAUAGACGUGGUUGAUAUUCAGCCCAGGGACUUUCUCUGCAUGUGAGGUUAAGAUAGCAAUUAUUUUGUUAAGAAGUAGAAACUGGGGUGAAUAAAAAGGCAAUCUAACUUCUUCCUUAAGCACUUUGGUGAAAAAAUCCGAUGU
This is a messenger RNA of Histoplasma capsulatum G186AR, 1655 nucleotides long. Its product is annotated as UDP-glucose 4-epimerase. The transcript has 4 exons. The coding region runs from base 245 to 1366 and encodes 373 amino acids. Gene Ontology annotation, molecular function: UDP-glucose 4-epimerase activity. Gene Ontology annotation, cellular component: cytosol. Gene Ontology annotation, biological process: beta-D-galactose catabolic process via UDP-galactose, Leloir pathway. The record is from RefSeq and is a predicted model, not a curated record. Lineage: Eukaryota; Fungi; Ascomycota; Eurotiomycetes; Onygenales; Ajellomycetaceae.